AAGUUAGUUGCUGGAGUCCAUUCGUUGUUGUGUACAUCGUUGAUAACAUUGUGAAUUAAACUUGUUUUUAGUUCGUUUGUGUUCGUUAGAGUGGUUUAAAAUUAUUUUGGAUUAUCCUUUGGAAAUUUGAUGAGGAAUUAACCAAAUCAGUUCUCAAGUGACGAGCGGCACUUACUACAUUCACGUAGCAGUUAGCAGUCCAUCUACGUUUUGAACGAUGCUGAGGCAGCCGUGCUGAUGACAUGGACGUUGCUGAGCAGACAUGAUGGCUCGUCUGCUGGACGAUGUUGCCCCCGUCAGUGGAGGCAACUCAGUCCCCACCGCAGUAGACGGGGACGCGGGGGCUGUAGAGUGUAAACAACCUGCUCGUAAACUCAGCUUCAAAACACGCCAGGCAGCUGCUCGCAGCAACUACAGGACCGCUAAGGUUUCCCUGUCUUCGACCAAUGUUGCACUGUUGGCCUCAAAGUUCAACACCAUCGUGAUCGAGGACGGAGUUCAAGGAAGAGCUUUGCUAAGGAAACUGAGUACUAACCAACGUAAGCCUUCAGUCAACAAGGAAACGAAGAGACCUGUGAAGGUGAAGGCAGAAGGAAUGGUCAAAGCAGCCAUCGAGAUCUUCGAGCACCAAGAAGAACUUUCAAGUAAAUCUAUGCCUAGGAAGGGAAACGACUCAAGACCUAAGCUUGUCGUUGUGAGAAAAACAAGCAAACAUUCCACUAAGCAGGAAGAACACCCGAAACCAACUGUUUUUAGAGAAUCAGCUGUAGUUGAAGAAGCCAAAGAAAGAAAGGAUCUCAAAAUUGAGGCUGUCGCUAACACAACAGAGAGGAAGGAGGUUAGAAGAAAACCAAGCUUGAAAGCAAAGCCUGUGUUGAGAGAUAGUGUGACUAAUAGACGACCUUCCAAAUCUCUAAAUCAAAGAAUAGCAAGGUUUAAUAGUACGGAAGAUGUUGCAAAUAAUCCUAAUGAAACAGUACAAAACAAAGAGGCAAGGAAACCUAAAUUUGACAUGAAUGAGAGAAUCGCUCAAUUCAGCAGAACUGAAAGUAGUAAAUCAAUAACAACUGGUGAUAAAAGUAUACUGAAACGCAAAGAGAGUAAUGAAGACACCAGGAAAUCGGUGACUUUUGAAGUUGAUGAAAAAGAAAACAAACAAGAAGUAACUAAAUCAUUAUUAAGAAACAGUUUAAAUAAGCAAGCGAGUUUAGUCGAGCAAACUAAAAAUAGGCUGGCAUCUAUAAUUCAACAAAAUAAUGACACCAAUCAACAGACCAGGCCUAAAUCUAUAAUAAGAUGUGUAAAUAAAGAAGUCAUCAACAAGUACAAAUCAAUCUUAGAGGAAAAUAAAGACCAACAAGUUUUUCAGAGCAUGCCUGAUAUUGUGAGAUCUGUUGAAGGUAAAGACGAAGGGAACAACAAAAAACUCUCAUUUCCUAAAGAUGCUACAAUCUUGGAGAAUGUUUUUGUAAAUAAUAAUAUUAAUGUAAAUAGUGUAAGGGAUUGUAGUGAUAAUAUCUGUGAGUUUUCAGCCAAAGCCAACGUAACUUUAAGCCCAGACCACUCUGAUUGUUUAACUAUUAUACAAACUGGCAAAGACACAACUGAUUCUGAAACAAUUCAAUCUUCGCCGUCCAAAAAUUUAAAAGCAUCCAUGAUACCAAUUACAUCUGAAAGUCCUAAACUUGAAAAGAAGUCUCUAUGCGUUGCAACAGACCCUGUUGAAUCCAUUCAACUUGAUAAAAUCAAACCUAACAGUUCUUUUUUGUGGAAGCCAUCAACCAAAAUAAGUGUUAUAACUGAGGUGCCCAUCUAUGACGAUAGACCAGAGAUGAACUAUGAUGACAAUGUCUUUGAUGACGACUGCUCAAAAUAUAAUACAAAUAAUGAGGAAAAAUCAGUAUCAGAAAAUGAAGGGAAAAAUACAAACUCUUUGGAACUGGACAUAGCAAGCAGUUUUAUUCUAGAAAUGACAGAGCAAAUUGACAGGCGCUUUAGUAGUGGAUCAACCCAGGAAAAUGAGUUACACGAAACAGACAAUCAACAAUCAAUAAAUGAAGUAAACACAAAUUUAAUGAAAAACACUUCUUUCUUGCAUGGAAGUUCCAACAACAGGGAAUAUAUUACAUCCAAUAAGCCUAAACAAAAACCUUUACCACUAAUACCUUACGUGAAUCACAAUCAAUUUUCAUCAAGAACCUCAAACACUCUACCACUUCCUCCAAAGAAUCUAUCUAUUGAUUCUCCACCCCAAUUACCAGAAAAGAAACCCAAAACUUCAAUAGAUGGAAUUGAUUCAAAUGCCCCUGCGAUUCCACCACCGCAUACAAAACCAACAGUAACUCGCACACCAUCACAGGAAGCUUGGCUGAGUAAAUGUAAGCAGAUUUUAGAAAUACCUCCGCCCUUACGAAGCCGAGAAGGUUCUCGUGAAGAACUUAUUUCAAGUUCACAAUCUUUAACAGUCUCAAUAAGUGAGCAACAAAGGAGUCUCGGUGAUAAAAGGUUUUCUGUAUCGCAAAUUGAACUGCAGAGACGAAUUAGUGAAAUGAACUUAUCUAACAAAAGAAACAGUUUGCCCUCUAGUAGGUUUAUUCCUACCAGUUACACUGUGUCUGAGGAUCAUUACUCAUCCAUACAAAACUUGAAGAAUGAUGUGGAGGAUCAAGGUGCUUAUGAAUCUAUCGGCGAGAACAACUACGCAGAGAUAGAAGAAACAGAGACUCUAGUGGUCAGGAGAGAGGAGGUGGACUCAGCCAGUAAUAUCUACGAUGAUGUCGGAGAAGUAGAGAUGGAGGAUCAUUACGAGGCUAUCAAUUGUCCUCUCGUAGCGGCUCAAGACUCGGACAGUUCAUGUGACCAGAGCAACAGUCUGUACGGGCUCACCAGACCAGCCAGCCAAGGAGGAGGAUACCAGGCAGGAGUUGCGGGAGGAAGUGAUACAAGCGAUGAGUGGAUUGACCUGGACAACUCUGAUGAACAACAGGAGUCUGUCUUUAUAUUUCGAGAGAAGGAGCGCCGCGGGGCAGAGACUUGGAGCAUGAAGGUCCGCAAACAGUGGAGCAGACAGACAGCUGAUGGUGACGAUGGGUCAGAUGAGUCGGUCCCCAGAUCUUACGAGAACAUUGAGCCCCAUGAUGAGACAGCUUACUGUGAUGACUUUGAUGACUCCUUCUCAGACUCAUCGUUUGACCAAGAGACCAUCACUCCUAGUGUUCAGGUGGAAGAGAAAAAGGCGGCCCCGUUGAGUGAAGGUAUAUACGGCCUGAUGAAGCAGGCUGGUCAGAGGAUGCGUAAACAUUGGCCUUUAGGCAAGAGUCUUACACGGAUGGGCAAAACCAAGAGCACUUCUAGUGUCCAAAGUGUGGCCAACCUGGGGCGUCGGGGUUGGUCUUUCAAAAGUAGAGACAAGCCUUCCACAGCCCAGUCUACCUUCUAUCUCAACUCUAAUACUUUGACUAGGACUGACUCUAAAUCUGAGACAAAAGUAGAUCCUCGUAGACUGAGUACAGCUUCAAUGUUGGCUCGACCAACUUCUCCUCCUCCACCACCCCCUAGAAAUUCUGUUGAUGAAAGCAGCAGAAGAAAAUCUGCACUGAAUAGCUCAAACUCUUCGGGAGACAAUGAAGGAUAUAUCGAAGGCCAGCAAAGGUUGUCUCGCAAUGGUCAUGGAAACAGCAUGUGGUACAUUGAAACCAGCACGGACACUGCUUCAGAGCAUGGCUCCAGUCAAGGCUCGGAUCUCAACCUCCGUUUUGCUGAUGAACCUUUGUACCAAUUCUAUGCUGAAAACAUUGCAAAGAUGACAAUGUCAGAGUUGUCUGACAGAGACAGUGAAGGCUAUGAGGAGAUCACUCCUGGAGACCUGAGCAACUCCGUACCCUCCGCCCUAGAUCUGGUGUCUAGCUGUCAACAUCGCUCCUUGUGGUGUGAAGUUCCACUAGUCCGCUAUAGCGGGGUUCUCGAUACGUUGAGCCAAUCCAGAAAGAGGUUGCAGGAGGCAAAGUUUGAAGUGAUGACUUCAGAGGCCUCUUACUUCAAAUCACUCACUGUUUUGGACAAAUUGUUUGCUUCUUGUCCUCUGUUCUGUGAUGAGAACAUUCUGACUCGAGACGAUAAGAUAACACUAUUUGGCAAUGUUGGAAUAGUUCGCAAGUGUUCAGAAAAGCUGUUGUUAGCGUUGCACUCUUGCUGGCAGGAAUGCAUCCUUCUCACUGGCAUCAGUGACGUUGUUUAUGAUCACAUCAAGUCUGAGAGACAAGUCUACAUCAAAUAUUGCACAAACCAGAUCUCAAUGGACCGAACACUUAAAAGACUUAAACAGAACAACAGUAACUUCAGCACAGUGCUGGCCCAGUUAGAGUCAGAACCUCAGUGCCAGUCACUGACUCUCUACUCGUUCCUGAUGUUGCCAAUGCAGAGGAUAACUCGCCUGAGGCUGCUAUAUGAAACCAUCCUGACACUUGUAGAGCCCUCUGAUUCAGAAUACACUUCAGUCCAAAGAACUCUUGAAGUUCUCAAUAAGUGUGUUAGUGAGUGCAACGAGGGAGCCAGGAGUCAAGAAAGGCAUGAAGAGAUGGUCAAAUUGAGCAAACAGCUUGACUUCCCUCCAGAGAUGGCAGUUCCCAUACUGGAGCCUGGCAGUGAUCGCUGGUUGGUCAGGUCUGGUCCCAUGGUGCAGAUCAACCUUGAUGCCAAACAAACAUUCAGCAGACGACUGUCACGCUCCGGCCCCAAACUGACGUUCUUCCUCUUCACAGACCUACUGCUUGUCACAAAAAAGAAGAGUGAGGAGAGCUACCAAGUGCUAGAUCACUGCCAGAGGAGUCUGGUGGAGACAAGAGAGAUUAGAGAUUUCCCUGGAUACAGCCGUAGUCUGCUGGGUCUGACCCUGCUGGAGAACGCGGAGAAGAAGACUGUGGACAUGACGGUGAGUUGUGAGAGUGAGCCAGAACACCAGAGGUGGCUACAAGUGCUGCAGCCCCCACAGUCAGAUCAACCUGGGGAGACUCUGUACGAGGGAUGGGACUGUCCUCAAGUCACGGUGGUGCACGCCUACACACCUCAGCAGCCUGACGAGCUGCCGCUGUCACUGGGUGACGUCGUCAACGUGCUUAGGAAGACUGAAGGUUGGUUCUACGGAGAGAGGACUCGGGACGGUGAGAAAGGUUGGUUCCCUGGAAAUUACUCUAGGGAGAUCGCGUCAAAACAUGUUCGUGCAAGAAAUCUUAAGCAGAGGCACAGACUUUUGCAGCUUACUGCGGACUUUGUUCAGCAGCAACGAAGGGUAAAAAGUUGACUCAGCUAAAUUUCUCCCUGAAACCUAUUUAUCUUAAUUUUAAAACCAUGUUUAAUAUCUGUAAAAUAGCUGUACAUAUCUUAGUGUAAAAUUGUUUAAUUAACGCUGUUGACAUGUGGUUUGUAUAUUUGCUGUAGAGUACUUUAACUGAACUAGUCAACAAUAUUAUGUUUUGUUAAGUGUUAUUUUAGUCUAUCAAAAUAUGUUGAAAAUCUGUUAUUGUUGAUUUAAAUGCUUCUGAUCUAUGUUUGUGAUUGUUGACUUUGUAUUGCCAUAAUUUUGACGUUCGAAUGUUGUGCAUUUAGAUAAAAUUUGUUGUACAUUUAUAAAAAUUAAAAAAGUGCCAAAGAAUUGUUAUUUGGACAAUGAUAUGCAUUUUUAGGUAUCACUAAUUUUGAAAAUGUCACAUUUAAGUAUGUUAAAAUAUUUCCACUUUUUAUUAUUGGUCUAUGAUUGCAUUAAAUAAUUGAUUGGUGUACCCAUUUUGGGAGACCAUUGUAUGUAUUAUAUUAUUUGUUUAGGUAUGAAACUAAUUUUUCAAUAUUUAUCCUAAAAGGAAAAAAAAUGUAUUGUAUGAUAACAGUAAAUCUCGCCUUAUAUUGAGAGUUAUUUUGCGCUAAUCGGUAAAGUCACUUACCAUACUGAUCUAAUCCUGUAACUAAUUGAAGUUAUUUUUUUAAUUAAAAAUGUUUAUGGUUACUGAAUGAUAGCAAAAUACCGAUUCUUUGAUAAAAUAUAUACCGUUUUAUACAAUUAAUUAUGCAUAAGGAUAAUUUUCUGAAUUCAAGUAAGUUAUUUAACAUGUCUAUCUCAUCAAUAGGAAAUAAGUGAGAGAGAGUUUGUACUUAUUUUUGUAAUAUUUCCUGUAAACAUAAUACUGAACUACAUUCCAUUGAUUACUUUUGUAUACAAAUGUGUUGACCAAUAUAAUAAAAGUAUUUUUC
Messenger RNA from Macrosteles quadrilineatus (aster leafhopper), 6243 nucleotides. RefSeq lists its product as uncharacterized. Gene Ontology annotation, biological process: activation of GTPase activity. The transcript has 24 exons. NCBI's taxonomy places the organism in Eukaryota, Metazoa, Arthropoda, Insecta, Hemiptera, Cicadellidae. The record is from RefSeq and is a predicted model, not a curated record. Gene Ontology annotation, molecular function: guanyl-nucleotide exchange factor activity; protein binding. The coding region runs from base 263 to 5299 and encodes 1678 amino acids.